AUGGAGAGAAAGAGGAAGCUCCCUGCGAGGGCCGCGGCGAGGAGCGAUCUAGCCUCCAAGAAACGUACCGUAACGCCGCCGGAGAAAGAGGCCUCCGCAACACCCGCCCCCGAACCGACCCCUGCUGAGGAGCCGCCCCAGCUUCCAAAGUCAAUCCAGCCAGGCAAACCGCUGCCUACGGUGGAAGCUGCGCAACCCCAAAAUUUAUCCAGCAAGGAAUUCCAAUCAAUUCAGGAAAGUGGUGUGAUGGCUGAGUCCUUGCGCCGUUCGCGACACAAGUGGAUGACCGAAUUUAUCUUCGAGAAGUACUGGACGAAGCCGACGAAGCGAAAGGGCGUGAUCAACGAGGACCCGAAGAAUCCCCCGAAGGAUAGCAUGAUGAAGCUUGGCCAGGUCACGAUAAGCAUUGAGCCACAUAUUUUCGACGCUACUCUCUAUGCAGUCAAGGAUCCCAAGCCUCCUGCUCCCCCGUCUUCUACGGUACGACCAGUCCUUCAAUAUGGCCCUCCAGGCGGCUCACUACCCCCGAAAUCCGCGAAGCCCUCUACUACAGCCUCGAAGCCUUCUCCAGCCGCAAAACCCUUAUCUGCUACGACCACCCCUCGAUCCACGAACAACGAUUCAACUGCUCCUUCAGCUCAGGGUGCUUCGAUAGUCUCCGCGUCCUCCAAGCCGCAUCCGGCUCACUCCCCUUCUCCAUCCAUCACUGCUGUCUCGGGCGGCCCUGCUCUCGCCCCAGCCGAUGCUAGGCCCGCAGCCCCAGCUCCCCUCCCCAGAACCUCGAAUUCUCCUGCAGUCGCUCCUCAGCAAACCGCGUCUACACCCCGUUACCAGCAGUCUCCAACACCCACCGGUUUUGUCUCCGGCUCUACUCCCAAACCAGCAGCCCCUCCUCCGCCUCCCGGACCAGCGAACAACGCUGUCAUUGCUACACUAGCAGAGCGUGCGACCUCUGACGAUAAUCUUAGAGAGCUCAUGAAAAGAGUCGCCGAGGGGAAAGCCAGUAAGGCUGAGCUUGCCCAAUUCCAAAGAGUUAUCGAUCAGAUUCACGAGGAACAUAGCAGGAAAGAAGCGCAACCUCCUCCGUCCGCCGAUAAGUUGUUUGUUGACGGGAGGACGGUGAAGUACUUUGCUGAGGAGGUCAAGACUAUACUGCAAAUUGUCCUCGCGUCCAAUCCUCAACAGAGGUCGAGCAACCUACGGCCGCCCGCCGGAAGCGACACGUUAAUCGUGAUGCUUGUACAAGCGGCUCUUGAUGAUGCACCCUUGAAGGCGGCAAUCCAGCGAAUCGCGAAUGGCAAGCCGGAAUAUAAUGAUGCCACGACGCUCAAGUCCACAUUGGACAACUUACAUAAGAAGCUCAUGCUAGAUAAAUUGAAGGAGCAGAAGCCGAUUCCAAGCUCUCCCAUACCAACAUCUAGUAGCAACCCCAUCAGCGGGUCGCGGGCGUCUCCGGCGGCAGGGGCCCAAUCCCAGGCCCCACAACAAGCCUUGCGGUCCAAGGGCCCUCCUCCGGCCCCGAAACCAGACAUUUCGGCAAUCGUCGUGGAAUUCGCAGGUGGUAACGGGGAUCGAUACUUGUUCCCCAAGUUCAGCAUUCUAGAGUACCGUGGAACUCAACAAGUCGUCGCAUCCUUCCUGCUAGUGCGCAAGAGCAGCCGGCUUGAAUAUGGCGGAGAUCGUGAGCUCGAUUACUACGAGCCCAUCACUGUCCGACUAUUCGCGGCAUCCGGCCGCCACUUGGAGAACCUCGCACGCGUAGUAGCGCCUCGCGAAGAAGUGGUUCGCUACAUGGACGACGUAAUGUCGAACAUGACGCGCGCGCAGUAUAUACUCCUUGCCUGGCGCCUGUUGCGCGAGCGAGCAGGCGAGAAGGGAGAGGGCGCGGAGGAAACAAACGGCGAGGCUAACGGAGCAGCCUCGAAGGAAGCCGAAGGCCAGGUCAUCACCGCUUCCUUAAAACCGGCGGUUCUCUGGACUGCGAAGACUCAAGGCAACAAGAGUUCGUCUAUGGAAAAGAACAAGUUCAGUUCAGCUGAGGAUGAGGAAGCGGAGCAAUACCAAAAGCUCAUCCGGUCAGCUGUUCCCGGUGAUGUUGAGGCGUAA
Molecule: messenger RNA, 2106 nt
Organism: Scedosporium apiospermum
Lineage: Eukaryota; Fungi; Ascomycota; Sordariomycetes; Microascales; Microascaceae
Exons: 2
Coding region: 1-2106 (701 amino acids)
Biological process (GO): chromatin remodeling
Cellular component (GO): Swr1 complex
Molecular function (GO): ATP-dependent H2AZ histone chaperone activity
Source: RefSeq, a predicted model, not a curated record